AUGCAGAUGUCCCAGUUGUGGACGUUGCAGCUGGCUGCUCUGGGCCUGGAGUUUUGGCCAUUCUCCUCUGGUCCUGGAGUCCUGGACCUUCUCCUCUGGUCCUGGAGUCCUGGACCUUCUCCUCUGGUCCUGGAGUCCUGGACCUUCUCCUCUGGUCCUGGAGUCCUGGACCUUCUCCUCUGGUCCUGGAGUCCUGGAACUUCUCCUCUGGUCCUGGAGUCCUGGACCUUCUCCUCUGGUCCUGGAGUCCUGGACCUUCUCCUCUGGUCCUGGAGUCCUGGACCUUCUCCUCUGGUCCUGGAGUCCUGGACCUUCUCCUCUGGUCCUGGAGUCCUGGACCUUCUCCUCUGGUCCUGGAGUCCUGGACCUUCUCCUCUGGUCCUGGAGUCCUGGACCUUCUCCUCUGGUCCUGGAGUCCUGGACCUUCUCCUCUGGUCCUGGAGUCCUGGACCUUCUCCUCUGGUCCUGGAGUCCUGGACCUUCUCCUCUGGUCCUGGAGUCCUGGACCUUCUCCUCUGGUCCUGGAGUCCUGGACCUUCUCCUCUGGUCCUGGAGUCCUGGACCUUCUCCUCUGGUCCUGGAGUCCUGGACCUUCUCCUCUGGUCCUGGAGUCCUGGACCUUCUCCUCUGGUCCUGGAGUCCUGGACCUUCUCCUCUGGUCCUGGAGUCCUGGACCUUCUCCUCUGGUCCUGGAGUCCUGGACCUUCUCCUCUGGUCCUGGAGUCCUGGACCUUCUCCUCUGGUCCUGGAGUCCUGGACCUUCUCCUCUGGUCCUGGAGUCCUGGACCUUCUCCUCUGGUCCUGGAGUCCUGGACCUUCUCCUCUGGUCCUGGAGUCCUGGACCUUCUCCUCUGGUCCUGGAGUCCUGGACCUUCUCCUCUGGUCCUGGAGUCCUGGACCUUCUCCUCUGGUCCUGGAGUCCUGGACCUUCUCCUCUGGUCCUGGAGUCCUGGACCUUCUCCUCUGGUCCUGGAGUCCUGGACCUUCUCCUCUGGUCCUGGAGUCCUGGACCUUCUCCUCUGGUCCUGGAGUCCUGGACCUUCUCCUCUGGUCCUGGAGUCCUGGACCUUCUCCUCUGACCCUCAGACCCGGGAUCCCUGGACUCCCCUGGUCCGGCUUUUCUCUGCUGAGCGUGGGACUGUGAGCCGCCAUCAUUCGGUGCUGCGCAGGCGCCAUGUCCUCCAAUGGAGACCUCAGCCCGGCCUCCGACAGCUUCUGGGAGGACUGGGCGUGGACCGAGGACUGGGCGUGGACCGAGGACUGGGCGUGGACCGAGGACUGGGCGUGGACCGAGGACUGGGCGUGGACCGAGGACUGGGCGUGGACCGAGGACUGGGCGUGGACCGAGGACUGGGCGUGGACCGAGGACUGGGCGUGGACCGAGGACUGGGCGUGGACCGAGGACUGGGCGUGGACCGAGGACUGGGCGUGGACCGAGGACUGGGCGUGGACCGAGGACUGGGCGUGGACCGAGGACUGGGCGUGGACCGAGGACUGGGCACAGAGGACUGGGCACAGAGGACUGGGCACAGAGGACUGGGCACAGAGGACUGGGCACAGAGGACUGGGCACAGAGGACUGGGCACAGAGGACUGGGCACAGAGGACUGGGCACAGAGGACUGGGCACAGAGGACUGGGCACAGAGGACUGGGCACAGAGGACUGGGCACAGAGGACUGGGCACCGAGGACUGGAAAAUCUUUUCCGGGGAACUAUAAGAGCACGGUGAAACGCAUCGACGACGGCCACCGACUAUGCAGCGACCUGAUGAGCUGCUUCCAGGAGCGCGCCAAGAUCGAGAAGAGCUACGCCCUCCAGCUCAGCGACUGGGCCAAGAGGUGGAGGAGCCACGUGGAGAAAGGUCCUCAGUACGGGACUCUGGAGAAGGCCUGGCACGCCUUCAUGAGCGCGGCGGAGCGACUGAGCGAGCUGCACAUGGAGCUGCGGGAGCGGCUGGUGAGCGAGGACGCCGAGAGGGUGCGGCUCUGGCAGAAGGACUCCUACCACAAGCAGCUGAUGGGCGGGUUCAAGGAGACCCGGGAUGCCCAGGACGGCUUCCACAAGGCCCAGAAACCCUGGGUCCGCAAGCUCCGCGAGGUGGAGGUGUGUAAGAAGUCGUACCAUCAGACCCGAAAAGAGGAGUGGAGCGCGUCGAACAGAGAGACUCACGCUAAAGCUGACCCCAGCAAGUCCCAGGAGGAGGUCCGCAAGUUUUCAGCCCGAGUGGAGCGCUGCACCGAGGAGGCCGAAAAGGCGAAGGAGCGGUACUCGAAGGCCCUGGAGGAGCUGAACCGCUGUAACCCGCGCUACAUGGAGGACAUGGAGACCGUGUUCGAGCUGACGCAGGAGAGCGAGAGGAGCCGCCUCGGCUUCUUCAAAGAGGUGCUUCUGGAGAUCCACCAACACCUGGACCUCAGCACCAAGGAGGGAUUUGCUGCGCUCUACACAGACCUGGGUCAGUGCAUCCGCUCGGUCAGUGACUCUGAGGACCUGCGCUGGUGGAGGAACACACAUGGUCCCGGGAUGACCAUGAGCUGGCCCCAGUUUGAGGAGUGGAGUCCGGACCUGAGUCGCUCCAUCAGUCGUAAAGAGCGCGGACACAGCGAAGAGGAGAACGUGGUCACUCUGACUAACAUCGUGUCAUCUGGAGACGCACCGCCAAGCCCCGCCCCAGCCACGCCCAUCAGGGUGAAGGAGGACUCCUCUGAUUGGUCGGAUGAUGAGAGCCCGAAGAAGGCGCUUCCGGCAAACGGCGUGCACGAGGUGGGCGUGUACGUGAAAGCGCUGUACGAUUACAUCGGGCAGGAGGCCGACGAGCUCAGCUUCAAAGCAGGGGAGCAGCUGCUGAAGCUCGGGGAGGAGGACGAGCAGGGCUGGUGCAGGGGACGGCUGAGCUCCGGGCAGACGGGGCUCUACCCGGCCAACUACGCCCAGCCCAUCAGCUCCUGA
Knipowitschia caucasica is the source of this 2949-nucleotide messenger RNA. The record is from the annotation of a GenBank genome assembly. Lineage: Eukaryota; Metazoa; Chordata; Actinopteri; Gobiiformes; Gobiidae.